This is a messenger RNA of Alnus glutinosa, 2566 nucleotides long. RefSeq lists its product as uncharacterized. Lineage: Eukaryota; Viridiplantae; Streptophyta; Magnoliopsida; Fagales; Betulaceae. Bases 360 to 1160 code for a protein of 266 amino acids. Gene Ontology annotation, molecular function: RNA binding. The transcript has 6 exons. The record is from RefSeq and is a predicted model, not a curated record.
AGGGCCUUUCCUCUUUUUCCAACUUUUGCUUUCUCUUCCCUCCCAUUUCUCUCUCUCUUUUUGAUCUCUGACCUAAUUUGUGUUUCUGAUCAAUAUCAACACCACUACCGCCAUCACCAUCGCCACCAAAUUCAUCUCUAAAUCUUGAAAAGAUCCUUCUAGGUCUAGUGGGUCUUCCUCAUCAUCUAGAUCGAUCCAUAUCUUUGUGCCACGGUGCGCCAUAGCUAGGACUCAUUAACACAAGCACACACAUACACAAGAAGUUUUGCAGACUUAGAUUUGGAAGCAGGUAGAAGAUCAGAAGGAAGAGGUUGGGAGAAUUUUGAGAAGCUAGCUAGCUGUGAAUUGAACGAGCAACAAUGACUCCAGCUAAUUUGGCAGGGCAGUUUGGCGAUACCACUUACACCAAGGUGUUUGUUGGAGGAUUGGCUUGGGAGACGCAGAAGGAGACCAUGAAGAAAUAUUUUGAGCAGUUUGGUGAGAUCUUGGAGGCUGUUGUCAUCACUGACAAGGCCACUGGAAGAUCCAAAGGCUAUGGAUUUGUAACUUUUCGAGAAGCCGAAGCCGCCAUGAGAGCUUGUGUUGAUGCUGCUCCUGUGAUAGAUGGCAGGAGGGCUAAUUGCAAUCUUGCUUCUUUGGGUGUUCAGAGAUCCAAACCUUCCACACCAAAGAACGGAGGAGCAGGCAGGAACUUUAGGGUAAUGGGCUCCUUUCAGACGGGGUUCGGAGGGGGAGUGGGAACAGCUUUUCCUUCAGCAGCAUCCUUCCCUCAUUAUGCCAUCCAACAAGGAGUACCUUACAAUCUUUACGGGUACUCUCCGUACUCGCCAGAUUACAGUUACCCUACGAGCUACUAUAGCGUGUAUGGAGGUACAUCAGCCCAAUUUCCCAUGUAUGGAACGGGGCCAGGGGGGAUGAUGACCGGUGCGGCGGCGGCGGCGUCGUUCUACCCAUAUCUCCAGUUUGGGGAAGGGAGUGGUACCGGAACAGCCACCGGAUAUAGUUCUGGGCAGGGUUACGGUGUCAAUUACCCACACCAGCUGUUUCAGUAUCCGGCCAUCAACUCAACCGGAGGGUACCCGCAGCACUAUGGUGCACCCAUGUCUCUUGCACCCACGCCUGCCUUGCAAUCAGUGUGUUUUGCUGUGCCUCAGGCGUGACCGUGGCUCUUCAUGCACCAAUUCCCCAUCGCUAGAGAUUCAUCUCUCUCAAUCUAGCUAGCUACAUCAAGCUUCUCAGCUGCUUCUUGAAGUCUCUAUUCAAAGUACCUUUGGCCCUAACCAUGGUUCUCUCUGUCUCUCUCUCUCUCUCACUCUCUGUGUCUAACACGAGCCCAUUCUUGUCAUUUUGGAUGGGCUUUUGCACACAUCUCUAUGGCCCCCAAUAGGGGCCAAGAAAUCACCUCCAGAAAUAUUGGAGGGUCAUGCAUUUUUCCCCCUUUGCAUCUUUUUGAAAGAAGGGUUCCUUGAAAGAGAACCAAAGCAUGUGUGUAACACACCAACUCAAAGCUAUUGGGAUUAGCUAAAAGUUGGGAAAUAGUUUUUCGAUUCUUGGCCAUGCAUGGAAAGGCCAAGCAAAAAAGAAACUACCUUUGUAACUUCAGCCCAGGAAAGGCUAAGCAACAAAAAAAAAAAAAAAACACAUGGUUUGCAAAAAAAUUGUACAUUGAACAGCUCAUGAUCAUGAUACAGCGAGCCCCUCACUCUUGGAAAUUAAGUUUUGGAAUGGUUAAUCCCUCCAACAAUUCAGCUAAUCACCUCUAGAUGAAUUAGAGGGAGUUUUAGCAAAAUCAGGGGCAUGGAAAAUGCCCCCAACUUUUUUGUCUGUUAACAUGUAGUCUUAGGAUUUUAGGGCUAGGACCAGUCAUGUCUUUAAAAAUGUUUUUAAUUACCAACUGCACUUCAACUUUCACAUGGUGCAUUUAAUUAACCAACCAUCUUCCCUUAGGGUAAGGGGAGGCAAUCACUAAUUACUCUUGUUUUUUUUUUUUAAAUUUUGUAAAUUCAUUUUGUGGCUAAACAUGGCAGUUUUGGCCCACAUUUGACUAAACUUUAGGAGGGAUAGUGUUUGUUUUUGAAAAAAAAACAUGCAUUUUUAGAUUUUAAUAUAGUUCAUCAUCCUUUUGAGACUCCAUCAUGGAUGUGGAGCUCAAAGCAUCUGCAUGUGACCCAAAGGGAGAUAUUUUGGUUCCCUUGGGUUCUUCUCCACUAACCCUGCACCAACCAUGGUUAGGACUUAGGUCAACCUCGUCACUCUCUCCCUCCCUCUUUCAUCAUCAUCAUCACCACCAUCCUCUCUCUCUCUCUCUCUCUCUCCCUCUCUCUCUCUCUCUCUCUCUCUCUCUCUCUCUCUCUCUCUCUCUCUCUACGACUUUUACUUGGAGAUGGAACUUGAUACUCUUUAAUUAAUUAUAUGUAUAAGCUCCUAUGGAUUGGAUUGUAAUUAGAGAUGCUACUUAGGACAACUAAGACUCAUUCUCCAUCCACGCAUGCAGCUGGUUGAGAAUGGGUGUGAUGCUUAAUUCUACUAUGCUUUUAAUUUGAGACUGUUAUGCUUACUUCUACCA